Molecule: messenger RNA, 712 nt
Organism: Oncorhynchus nerka (sockeye salmon)
Lineage: Eukaryota; Metazoa; Chordata; Actinopteri; Salmoniformes; Salmonidae
Product: cystatin-like
Exons: 3
Coding region: 94-486 (130 amino acids)
Cellular component (GO): vesicle; cytoplasm
Molecular function (GO): cysteine-type endopeptidase inhibitor activity
Source: RefSeq, a predicted model, not a curated record
UCAUAUAAAAGUCGUCGGAGGCGAGGAUUUGUUGUGGUGUAACGUUACUUGAUACGAUCGGAGUUGCAGUAAAGACCGAUAUCAGACGGGAAAAUGCUCAUGAAUUGGAAGAUCGUUGUUUUGCUCGCGGUGGCAUUCAUCGUGACGAGCGCCGCUGGGACACCGGGGGGCGUCGUGGACGCAGAUAUGAAGGAUCAAGCUACCAGAGACGCGCUGCAGUUCGCGGUGGCCGAAUACAACAAGGCAACAAACGACCUGUAUGUUUGGCAGAUGGCCAAGGUUGUCAAGGCUCAGAAACAGGUGGUAGCUGGGAUGAAGUACAUCUUCACAGUGCAGAUGGCCAGGACCCUGUGCAGGAAGGGAGGUGUGGAGAAGGACUGCGCUGUGCACCAGGACCCAGCUGCGACCAACCAGUGCACCUUUGAGGUGUGGAGCCGCCCCUGGCUGGGAGCGAUCCAGUUGAUCAAGAAUGACUGCCAGCCGUAAAGACCCAAAGGAGAGACGACUUCGUCUAGUCUUCCCCAUAACUAGUGCAAUGUAUUACUAAUGCUGGUCAACCUCUGACUAUAUAAACAAGAAUCCAACUAAUAAUUAUCUUACUUUAUUCAUUCCCACACCAAUAAAAUAACUUUUGUCUUAAAUUUAGUAUUAAAAUAGUUUGUAAACUCUAUGCAAAAGUUGAACUAAAUACAGAAAUGGUUUGUAACAUCUA